Cucumis sativus (cucumber) is the source of this 1359-nucleotide messenger RNA. RefSeq names its product tobamovirus multiplication protein 2A-like. The coding region runs from base 177 to 1016 and encodes 279 amino acids. The transcript is spliced from 7 exons. Gene Ontology annotation, cellular component: membrane. NCBI's taxonomy places the organism in Eukaryota, Viridiplantae, Streptophyta, Magnoliopsida, Cucurbitales, Cucurbitaceae. The record is from RefSeq and is a predicted model, not a curated record.
UUGAAUUAAAAAGAGCCAUUAGGGUGCAAUUCCAUUUGCCAACUGGCCUCAACAGAGCUGGACCGUCUUUCUAAUUCCAUUUUCUCUUUUCUCUCUUUCUCUCUCAUUUCAAGGUCCGGAAAAGCGAGCAAUCUGAUUAUCAUCUUCUCUCAAUUUGGAUCGGAAGUACAGAGAGGAUGGCCUGCAGAGGGUGCUUUGAGUGCCUAUUGAAGCUUUUGAACUUCUUCUUGUCCCUGCUGGGUCUUGCCAUGGUGGGCUAUGGGAUUUACUUAUUGGUUGAGUACUUGCAAUCUCAUAGUGAUGUUCCAGGACCUUCGUUGAGUGGUGAUCAUGAUCUGGUCCAGCUUGGUCGACCAAUGCUAAUGGCUGUGUCUCUGUCUUCUAGCAUCUUUGACAACCUUCCAAAAGCCUGGUUCAUAUAUUUGUUCAUUGCUACGGGAGUCACUAUCUUUGUUGUCUCUUGUUUUGGCUGUAUUGGAGCUGCAACACGUAGUGGAUGCUGUUUAAGUUGUUAUUCGAUUUUAUUGCUUCUACUGAUUUUGGUUCAACUAGGAUGUGGUGCCUUCAUAUUCUUUGACAAAAAUUGGAGAGAUGAAAUUCCUGGGGACAGAACAGGAAACUUUGAUAAGAUCUAUGAACUUCUGGAAAGCAAGUGGGAAAUCAUCAGAUGGGUUGCACUAGGAACUAUAAUUUUUGAGGCUCUCCUUUUCUUGUUGGCUCUUGUGGUUCGUGCAGCAAACAGACCUGUAGACUAUGACAGUGAUGAUGAAUACAUUGCUCCAAGGCAACAAAUCCGACAACCGUUGAUCAAUAGGCCCGUUGCUCCAGCAACAGGUGUGCCUGUUGCUGGGACACUUGAUCAACGACCAAGUCGAAAUGAUGCUUGGAGUACACGAAUGAGGGAAAAGUAUGGGCUGGAUACUUCGGAGUUCACGUACAACCCAUCUGAGUCUCACAGGUUUCAGCAAGUUGCUCCUCAGCCAGCCGAAGAAAAGAGCCGCUGCACAAUCAUGUGAUAAAAGUAUGCCUUGUACUAUUUGUUUCUCACUCCACUGUAGUGUUUUAGCGGGUCCGAAUGCUUGUGCCCGCUUGUGUUCACUUGUGUAUAACCAAGAGGUUUUUCCAGAGGCUUUACUUGUGUAACCUUAACUUUUCAGAAAAAAAAAAGUUGUGACUAUUUUUGUGUGAAACCAUUCUUCUACAUUUGGAUUUGUCCUUUUGUUCAAGAUGGAAUGGGUCAGUAUAGGACCAAGGAAAAUGAUUGUAAGCUCCAUCUCAAUUGUGGAAAAACUGCUUGCUGGAAGUUACUUUUAAUUGUGAGUUCAAUCCAAAGUAAAUAUGAAAUGUUAUUAUGAGUCA